GACAUUCCUUCUUGUCGGGGGUGGAUACGCGCGCACGAUCAUACCUAAAUUGUGAUUUUUACCUUCAUCGAUAGAGCAAUAAAAUUUUUUAUUUAGUUUUUCCAAUUUUCAUUGGUAAACCAAACCCAUCAAUAUUGAGAAAUAGAUCCAGCCCGAAGAAUUUCGAGGAAUUUCCACAAAAAAGACAAGAUUAUCUGCCUGGCCAAGUCAUUGGGACUUAUUUUUUAUUGCCAAAAAGUCUUACUAAUACGUGAGCAAAUAUCGAUGAGAGACAAAAGCGCGAUAAGAAGCAAUAUUAUAUCAAUUGAAGAUUAAGUAAAGUGAGAAAGCGUGUCAGUAUCUUUAAAUACCACUCCAGUAAUCCAAAGACAAUCAGUAACACCGCGACUUUGAGAUCGGGAGCAACACUCUGAACUGAAAAAGAAAUUCAACCCCUUCCACAAUAUUUUGCAGUAUAUAGCUUUGAGCGAUGUCGCCAAGAGUGGCAAUUUUUUUGGCACUCAUUGCUCUUGCCACAGCAACAACACCCCACGGUGAACGUAAUCCACCCGAGGAGGAUUUCUCCCCUAAGCAAGGUGGAGCAGAGUAUCGUUUGCCCACAAAUGUUCUCCCAGAUUCCUACGUAGUCACCAUCACGCCCUACCUCUAUGCCGAAGGUGGCAAUAGUGAGUGGACUUUUGAUGGAAAUGUGAGGAUCAAUCUGCGCGCAAUCACAGAUGGUGUUACACAAAUUGUCCUCCAUGCAACAAGCUUGGAAAUCGAUAACACCCGAUCAACACUUAGACUUGGUGGUGGAACACAGAAUUUUCUCUCUGGCACACCAACGUAUAACAAUCAAACGGCUAAAUUGACUUUUACCACAGCACCAGCCCUCACAAGAGAUGCCAUCUACACCCUUGAUCUCUACUACAAAGGACAAAUUCACAAUGACAUGAGAGGAUUGUACAGGAGUACAUAUCAGGAGGGACAAACCACAAAGCGCCUAGCUUCAACGCAAUUCCAAACUACCUUCGCUCGUCGCUUUAUGCCAUGCUUCGAUGAGCCGAGCUUCAAGGCGGUCGUUACAAUGCAAGUCUAUCGGCCAACUAACAUGAGAGCUUGGUCAAAUAUGGGAAUUAGCACGUCAAAUCAGUUGGGCGAUAGAACCCUAGAUGUCUUCCAUCCUACACCGAAAGUAUCUACAUACCUCCUGGCUCUGAUUAUUUCUGAAUUCACAUCUCGUUCCACUCCAGCAGGAGAUCCAAAACCCCACAGCAUUAUUGCUCGUCCGGAAAUGUACGAUCUCUCGGUUUAUGCCUUUGAUGUUGGUAGACAAAUUCUAGAUCGUCUAGGUGAAGCUCUAGCAUACCCAUACUACGAAUUCAUGCCAAAGAUGGAUCAGGCUGCAAUUCCAGACUUUUCCGCUGGAGCAAUGGAAAAUCUCGGCUUACUCACAUACCGUGAAACCAAUCUUCUGUACAGCCCAAUAAAAACUCUCACAAUGACAAAGCAGAGGAUUGCUGCUGUGAUUGCUCACGAACAGGCUCAUAUGUGGUUUGGGGAUCUCGUAACGUGCGACUGGUGGAGCUACACGUGGCUCAAUGAAGGUUUUGCCAGGUACUACCAAUACCACGGGACAGCUCUUGUGGAGACAGAUCUUGCUCUUGGUCAUCAAUUUGUCGUUGAGCAACUUCAGGGUGUCUUCCAAAUGGACUCCUCCAAUAGUACUCACCCAAUGACUGAUCCCAGUGUCAACAGCCCAUCAGAAGUAUCUGGGAUUUUUGAUAAUAUCUCAUACAACAAAGGGGCCACCUUUAUUCGGAUGAUUGAUUACCAUUUGGGUGGUGAUAGACUCAGCAAUGCCCUUAGAAGUUAUCUACGGGAUAGAGAAUUCAGUACAGCCGUACCCAAUGACCUACUUCGUGCCCUACAAACUCAACAACAGCCUCAGCAUGAAAUUGAUCUUGUCUUCAAUUCAUGGACUACACAACCGGGGUAUCCAGUUGUCAAUGUAAAUAUCAAUUCAGCAAGGAGUCAAGCCACACUCACACAAAAGAGAUUCCGCAGCUACUCCAGCGAGACAUCUGACACUGAACGUUGGUCCAUUCCAAUUACAUUUGCAAGCAAAACUCAAUAUAGUUUGACUGAUACAACAACCAGGCACGUUAUGAAUACGCAGGAGCUCAAUGUUACUCUCACACCUGCUCCCAAUGCAUGGGUAAUCUUCAAUGUACAGCAAGUUGGCUACUAUCGUGUGAACUACGACACAGACUCGUGGAAUAUUAUCAUUUCUGCCCUCAAGGAAACCGCCCACGAUGGCAUUCACAUCCUAAAUCGUGCUCAAAUUGUCGAUGAUCUCAUGAAUUUGGCAAGAGCUGGCUACGUCCCGUACGGUACAACAUUCCAGAUGCUUGAGUACCUCAAGAGUGAACGGAACUACAUUCCCUGGCUGUCGGCAUUCAAUGGACUCAAUCAUUUCCGUAGACGCAUUCAGGAUGGCAAUAAGGAACUCUUUGGGAAGUACAUUAGGGGACUCCUCGAUGGUGUCUACACCCACUUGGGCUUCGCACCUAAAACCUCGGAGCCCACCAUUGAUAUCUACAAUCGUGCAAAUGUAAUUUCAUGGGCAUGUAAAUACGGUCAUGAAGAUUGCUUAACAAAUGCCAAAGAUCAAUUUGCAAAGUUGCGCAAUGAUCCCACAAACUACAUCAUCCCUGUGGAUAUUCGGCCAACAGUUUACUGCGAAGGACUCCGAGAGGGUGGUCAGGAUGCCUUCAAUUUCCUCUGGCAGCGCUAUCUGAGCGAAAAUGUUGCAACCGAGCAAAUAAUCAUCCUCAAUUCACUCGGAUGCACAAAUACUGAUGCAACAAUUAAUGCUCUCAUUGACAACAUUCUCAGUUCAGCUGUUAGGGAUCAAGACAAAUCAAGUGCCUUCUCCAAUACCUAUGCCCACAAUGAGGAGAAUAUUCGACGUGUAUGGAAUUACAUUACCAACAAUCAUGCUAAGAUGCAAACUGCUCUUGGAUCCUACGGUAGUGUUGCAUCCUACAUGUCUGGAGUUAUUAAUCGCUUCCGUACCAAUGAAGAAUUGGAACUUGUUAAGACAUUCAUCAACACUCACGGGAACACUUUCGGUGAUGCUAGAGAGUCUCUGAAUCGCGCUGUAGCUAAUCUAGAGUUUGAUCUCUACUGGGACUCCAAGUACAUGGAUCACGUUAUCAAAGGAAUCGGAGGGGCUGGUAUUCGAACCAUUAGUGCCUUCCUUAUCCUCUUCACCGUGCUCAUUACCUCGUUCUUCCGUUGAAAAGAAAAAUAUUUUUGUAGAAUGAAUAUUUUGUAAAAAUUUUAUAUAAAUGAAAAAUAAAGUCCGGCUAGUUUUUUUUUGAAAAUUAAA
Messenger RNA from Lutzomyia longipalpis, 3373 nucleotides. RefSeq names its product membrane alanyl aminopeptidase. NCBI's taxonomy places the organism in Eukaryota, Metazoa, Arthropoda, Insecta, Diptera, Psychodidae. The transcript is spliced from 3 exons. The record is from RefSeq and is a predicted model, not a curated record. Gene Ontology annotation, biological process: peptide catabolic process; proteolysis. The coding region runs from base 470 to 3283 and encodes 937 amino acids. Gene Ontology annotation, molecular function: metalloaminopeptidase activity; peptide binding; zinc ion binding. Gene Ontology annotation, cellular component: cytoplasm.